CAGUUCUGAUGAGGAGAAGUUGGUGAUAGAGUGUAGUGGCGGGUGUGGCGUGUUUUCACGGGUAAAUACUUGUCCGAAAUGCUUGAACUAUCAAGAUUUUGGGCUUUCAUUUGUGUUCUUCUGGUUUCAAGAGGAGUAUACAGUUAUGUUGAGGCCCUCUCAGGCACGGUGGACUUGCCGGCCACGCACUUCGAACCCCAGAUUGCGAUGUACUGCGGGGCGGAUAAGCAGCAGGUGUAUCACACUCAAUACAUGACCGAAACCGGCCACUGGGUCACCGACAUGAACAACAAGGCCAAGUGUCUCAAAGACAAAGUAGAGAUUCUGGAUUAUUGCAAGAAGGUAUAUCCGAAACGCGAUAUCACCAAUAUCGUAGAGGCGAGUCACUACCAGAAGGUGUCCAACUGGUGCAAAGUGGGCCACAAGAAAUGCAAGGGCUCGCACUCGGAGUGGGUGAAGCCGUACCGCUGCCUGGAGGGCCCUUUUCAGAGCGACGCGUUGCUGGUCCCAGAGAACUGUCUGUUCGACCACAUCCAUAAUCAGACCAAGUGUUGGCAGUUUGACCGCUGGAAUGUGACGGCUGCGCAGUCUUGUCUGGACCGUGACCUCUCCUUACGCAGCUUCGCCAUGUUGCUCCCUUGUGGUAUCUCCCUCUUCUCGGGCGUCGAAUUUGUCUGCUGUCCCAAGCACUUCAAGGACAACAUUAAACCAAAGAAACCGAUCGACUUGACAACGCUGAAAGGAAAAGAGCAAGAGAUAUUUGAUCAGGAAGUGGCUGCAGAUGAUGAUGAGGAAGAUGAUGAUGACGAUGAUGAUGAAGACAAUGAAACUGAGGAUGGUGUUGAGGAAGACGAAGAAGAGGAUGAUGACUAUGUUGAAGAAGACGCGAGCAGCAGUACAGCUGGCACUUUGCCCACACCUAGCCCAACCCCUGCUCCUGCUCGGCACCUCCAGCCUGCCUCAUCUGCUCCUGUGACUCAGGUUCCCACCCCUGACCCCUACUUCACACACUUCGACCCACGGCUUGAACACCAGGCAUACAAAGAUGCCCAGCAGCGCCUUGAGGAGAUGCAUCGUGAAAAGGUCACCAAGGUGAUGAAGGACUGGUCAGACCUGGAGGAGCGAUACCAAGACAUGAGGACAAAUGACCCUAAGGGAGCAGAUGAAUUCAAGAAACGCAUGACCCAGCGAUUCCAGAAGACAGUGCAGGCACUGGAGGAGGAAGGUGAUGCAGAAAAGCACCAGCUGGUGGCGAUGCAUCAGCAGCGUGUUAUGGCGCAUAUAAAUGAACGCAAGAAGGAAGCCAUGGGUUGCUACACCCAAGCACUCAGUGACAACCCCCCAAAUACUCACCGGGUACAGAAAUGUCUACAGAAGCUGCUACGAGCACUACACAAGGACCGCCACCACACCAUCUCACACUACCGCCAUCUGCUUGCUUCAAGCUUUGAACAGGCUGAACGAGAGAAGGCUCUUACUCUGGAACAUCUCACAGACAUUGAUAAGAUGGUGAAUCAGUCACUGCAGAUGCUAGAAAGGUUCCCUGAUCUUAGGUCCAAGAUUGGUGAACUGAUGGAGGACUAUAUCCAGGCCCUGCGCAGCAAGGAUGAGACACCAGGCUCUCUGCUUGCCAUGACAAGGGACGCUGAAGCAGCCAUCUUGGAGAAGUACCGCGCUGAUGUGGCAGCUAAGCAGGAAGAAAAAGAGCGCCAACGUGAGCUGGAGAAACAGCGCAAAGAGCAGCGUAAGAAGGAGCGCGUUGAGUUGCGUGAGGAAAAGCAUCGUGUGGAGGCCAAGCUGAAUGGUCGUGACAAGUUUGAUCCUGAAACCAUGGAGGAUGAACACAUGGAUGAGUCAGCCAACACCGUAUCAGCUUCCUCCCUUGCUCCUGAUGUUGCCCAGCCACACAGAGAAGAAGUGGCCCACGUUGCCCAUGCACAGGCUCAUGACGUUAGCCACAGUGAACCCACUUACUCAGUGCGUCGAGAGGUGUACCACCGGGAAAGCAAGAGCAUCUAUUUCACACUGGCAUUUGCUGGAAUAGCUUUGAUGGCUGCCGUGAUUGUUGGUGUUGCUGUACUCAGGAGGAGGAAUGCCCGUUCACCUCAGAAUCAGGGUUUUGUGGAAGUGGACCAGGCAGCCACCCCAGAAGAACGGCAUGUGGCCAAUAUGCAGAUUAAUGGUUACGAGAAUCCCACUUACAAAUACUUUGAAGUGAAGGAGUAAUUGCCAGGUGUUGGAUAUCAUUCCUUCCAUGUUUUAGCAGCUAGCCACAACAUCUAGGAGUUGACUGUAAGGUUAAGAUCAGUCAUACAUAAAACUUAUAAAAAAUAUGGUAGUGACUGUCGUUUUUAUCGUAAUUUCUUUUGUAUCCGGAUGUUAAUACUCCGUCUGUCAGUUUGUGGCUCCUCCUUUAGUUUGUAUACAAGUACAUUGUGUGCUUUAACAUUAAUCAUGUAUUGAUAAUGCAGCGGAAAGUGUUUCUAAUAGCUAACAGUUGAGUUGGUAACAGUCAGCGAGAGUCUUGUGUUAAUGUAGUUGGCGUUUUAAUUUGGCUGCACCAGCCAUUCUUGUUGUACAGUGUAUAAACAGCAGGAUGCUUUCAUCAGUUAGGUAACAGUACUAUCUUCUGGGGAUGUAACGCCACACAGUCUGUUGACACAGGCUACAGGGCGUCAUAUACUAGAAGACAGCACUCUUCAUAACCACCAAUGUGAGAGCUCAGAUCCUACAGUUUUGAAGAUGAAGAAGAAGAACAAGAAGAAGAAGAAAAGCAAAAGUCCUUGAGCUAGAUAAUAAUCUCAUUCUGUUUACCAUUCCAAACCUUUUAUUAAUAAUUUUCACCAUUCUUGAUGCCUUUUUUGUUGUUGUUGUAGUUUUACACUGCAUUAUUUAUAAUGCAAAACAAAUAUAUGUGAGAUAAUAUCGAAAAAGGAUUAUUUUGGAAUGAUAGGUCUUGUGGCAAUACAGAAUGAAGCUCCCUCCAGCCAUAGUAUUUUAAUUUUUCUAAUUGUAUUACUGUUAGUAUAUACAUAGUGUGGUGUGUGGUCGGGUGCAAGUUGUAUAUCAGGAAAAUGGCUUUUUUGUACAGAACUUGGGUUACUUCUAGAUGCUUCAUUGAGCACAAGUAUUUAGUUAAAUGUUCCAACAGCAGCUGUAGUACAUAUUUUGAUGGUAACUAAAAAAAACAUAUAGACGUUGGAUAUGAUGUAUCCUCUUUAUUUAUUCCUUAACUUUAAUAAAAACAUGUUUCGUGUUCCAUAAAAUGUUCAUUAAACUGGGGGUUAGUGUAUCAUCACUUUUUUUAAUACAAGAAAUUAAAUAUUGCUCUAUUCCCUAUUGUAAAAAUGAUACUCACAUUAUCAACUUGUAACAGUAAUGUAACCCUGCAUGUUUAUUUUAAAAUAUAACAAUAAUUAUUCAUGGUGUGUGAAAAAAGUAGAAAUAUAUAAAAAGGGCAUUUUUUUCUAGAAGUGAAGCUUGCUGUAUGUCAUGAAAAUUUCGCACUGGAUAAUGUGUACAGGGCAGAAACUUAUAUCAAACAGAAGUGUCUUGUAAUCUGUGUUUCAUGUAGUCCAGUCUUUUGAUGGCUUUAUAAAACAGAAUAUGUGUAUGUAAGCAAUGGCUGGCAAACUGAUGGGUGAGUAAGAGUUCACACAUAUGCUUCUCCUGAGAAGCAGACAUCUCAAUGCUUUUUGGAUCUCACAGACACUUAAUCUCAUUUCAAACAACUAUAAUUAUACUUCAGUGUUAACUAUAUUGUAAGUAUGCAAAAAAUAAAAUAUAAUCUUUGCAUUUAAAAAUGUAAAUGGUUCUCAGAUAAAUAUAUUUUAAUUUUAACAUGAUUUAAUAAUAGAUGUUUCUUUCUGCAGGGGCCGAUAGAAGCUUGUGAUAACUCUUUUGCACUUUUGACUCACUGUUGUGCCAUAUUUUCAUGUGUUGAUUAAACUGAUAUACCUCUUGGGCAUUUUCCAUUAUUUGUUCAUGUUUAAAAAGCAUUAUGUUUCAGGAUCUGGCUUUGUUUUCAUCAGGUAAAAGUAUGGAAUUUCCUCUGUCAGGUCUGUUUGAUGGAGCUGAUCUGUGUCUAAGCCUGGGGGUAGGGUCAGUUCAAUCUGAUUUUACCUGAUGAUGGAAAUACAGCCGGUUUCUGAAACUUUGUGUUCAUUUAACCAAAAAUAAGAUGAAGAGCUUAGUCUUCUCAUAUAUAAUGCCAUGUGACCCGCUGGAAGUAGAGCGACACCUUGGAGGAACUUCACCCCCAUCUUCAGGAUCAAAGAAUAAACCAAGCAAGAAACCAGUGUGAGGCAGAAUUUUAGAUCUUGGUAGCUGUUUUGUAUUUGGUUUAUUUACUGGCCCUGAAUAUGGAGACAACACAUUCCUCCAAAACAGCGAUUGUGCAGGACUGCACAAUUUUACAUCCUAGGAGACAGGACUCUUCAUAACCACAACUGUGAGAACCUCAGAUACUGCAGAAAUGAGAUAAUGGAAAAUGUUCAACAUGCAUCAGUUUAAUAACACAACCGUAUCACAAACCUUCAGAUUUAAUUUCAUGUAUAGAGUCACUGCAUGCCUGAAAAUGUUUUGACACUAGUCAUUUGUUGUAAAUACUCCAGAGGGGAACAGACAAUACUCGUACUUUCAGUAUACAAGCAAGCUUUGGAGUCUGAAAUGACAUAUCUCUGCCCACAUUCUGCUUGGUGCUUGUGGAGCAAUGGUAUAUGUGUGAAUGAAGCUCAUUUUGGUCUCAUUUGGUUUAGAAAAUGAGCAGAGUUUGCUACCCAUAUCUCAUGAUACUCUUGUGACAUUUCUUAUACUCCUUGGCAUUAAUUUACAGAACAGUACCAACAUAAAGCUAUUAAUUCUUAAACAAGAGCAGAAGUGGACAGGUCCACUGGAAGAACAUGUUGAACUGAAUGGUUAGAAUAUAAUUUUAUGUUCCAUGUAAUUUAGUUUCUUACUGACCAUUGCAUUCUCUCGGCCAUCUGUAAUCUCAAAAAUAGUAUGAAGUAUCAAUAUAUUACAGGCAGUACAUCCUGGAAAGUAUAAAAAAAUCUGAUUUAAUACUUUUUAUGUUUCUGGAAGUGUUCAUGACAAUGAUCAAAUCAAUAUACAGAUAUUAUUUUGGGCAUUCUCCAUUGUCUGAAGCAUAUUUGAUAUAAAGAACAUUAUGGAAAUCAGAUCUGUUUCCAUCAUCAGGUGUAAGGUGGGGGAAAGGAUGCUACUGAACUGGAUCCAUUAGAAAAAGCUGGCUACUCCAUUUGGAACGUUGGGAUGGAUGUGACUCAGUAGGAUCCUCCACUUUAUUCACUGUUGAAAGAUACUGUGUGUAUCUGCUGUGCCUUAGACAAUUGACUAUGUCUGGUACAAUAACCAUACCCUGCGUGGAGGCAUGUUAGAAUAUCUCCACCAUAGCCCUGUGACUCUCAGAAUUGUUGUGAAAACCAGAUAAAUCUAGCAGAAUCCUCAAAGGAUAAAACUAAAUAUCAACAUAACUAAGAAAUAAUUAAUUUAUUUAUGUGCAGAAAACAUUUGACUUUUCUGCACUUUACUUGAUAGAAUGCCGCUAAGUAGCAGAAUUUAUACAUUUACAAGACGAAUUGGAACCAUCCAACUCCUUAAUUGCACAUUGUGUGCAACAGUCAUGAGUCAUAUUUUUAAUUAUGAAUUGGUUGAAUUAAAUGUAUUCAUACAGAUAUAAUAUUUUAACUCUUUAGAAUAAGUUUGUGAAGAUACACUGUCAAAUUUCUAAUCAGCAAUCUGUUUAAGUUGUCACACCUGAGAUGAAACUAUGUUAUCGUGUCAUCACUCAUGUUUUCCUCUGAACUAGAGCCACUCUGUGUCACCCCACUUUUGAUAUGGUUUCUACUCCUCUCCUGUAGAUUAGACUACUGCUUUUUCUGACAGAGAAGCCCCAUGGAGCCCACCGCAAAAAUUAAAAUCUCUGCAAAGUGAACAUGCACUUUACUUCCUUAUUUCUUUUUUCUCACAAGAUUCUAUGCAGAAUGUAAGCAGUUUCUACAAUGGCCACAGGAUAACACAAGAGAGGAAGAACAAGGUGUGGCUCAAUGGCUUCUCUGUCUGUUAGCAGUGGUACCAACCUCAUAUAGGUUGGCACUUCUCAAUGCACUCUGGGGACACUUAUUGGUGAAUGUAGUGCGUACAGAUAUAUGUCUGCAUUGUGUUCCGUGGCCAUUGUAAUUUUAAUUAACAAUAAAUACUUAAUUUAACGUA
Messenger RNA from Cryptotermes secundus, 6231 nucleotides. It is a transcript of the gene Appl, whose product is annotated as amyloid-beta-like protein. The transcript is spliced from 11 exons. The coding region runs from base 79 to 2226 and encodes 715 amino acids. Gene Ontology annotation, cellular component: neuron projection; neuronal cell body; membrane. Lineage: Eukaryota; Metazoa; Arthropoda; Insecta; Blattodea; Kalotermitidae. Gene Ontology annotation, biological process: central nervous system development; axonogenesis. The record is from RefSeq and is a predicted model, not a curated record. Gene Ontology annotation, molecular function: heparin binding; transition metal ion binding.